UCAGAUUAGAGAGUUGGUCUGUCAAAGAAUAGGAGAGGUUCUUUAUUAGGAAUUGUUAAAUGUUGCACUCAAAUCUUUAGAUUAACCAGACCCAUGUGCCGUUAUUUGGCACUUUAAUGUUCGUAAAAUACUAGUGGUAUUUACAAAUAUAUUUCGUUGUAUUACAAUCUGGACCUAAACCCCGACUCUAUGGCUGGCAGUAGCAUAGCGAUGAAGACCUGGGAGCUGUCAAACAGCAUGCAGGAAGUUCAGAGUAUUGAUGAAAUAUAUAAAUAUGAUAAAAAACAACAACAAGAGAUCCUGGCGGCCAAACCCUGGACUAAAGACCAUCAUUACUUUAAAUACUGCCAGAUAUCAGCUUUGGCACUGUUGAAGAUGGUGAUGCAUGCCCGAUCUGGUGGAAAUCUGGAAGUGAUGGGACUUAUGCUGGGGAAAGUGGACGGAGAGACCAUGAACAUUAUGGACAGUUUUGCUUUACCUGUGGAGGGCACUGAAACUCGAGUGAAUGCUCAGGCUGCAGCAUAUGAAUACAUGGCUGCUUAUAUAGAGAAUGCAAAACAGGUGGGACGGUUGGAGAAUGCCAUUGGAUGGUAUCACAGUCAUCCUGGAUAUGGCUGCUGGCUUUCAGGCAUCGAUGUUAGCACUCAGAUGCUUAACCAGCAGUUUCAAGAGCCCUUUGUCGCAGUAGUGAUUGAUCCCACAAGGACUAUAUCCGCAGGAAAGGUCAAUCUUGGAGCUUUCAGAACAUAUCCAAAGGGUUACAAGCCUCCAGAUGAGGGUCCGUCUGAAUACCAGACGAUUCCACUUAACAAGAUUGAGGAUUUUGGAGUGCAUUGCAAACAGUAUUAUGCUUUAGAAGUGACCUAUUUUAAAUCUUCCCUGGACCGCAAACUGCUAGAGCUGCUCUGGAAUAAGUAUUGGGUCAACACUUUGAGCUCCUCCAGCCUACUGACAAAUGCAGAUUACACCACUGGACAGGUGUUUGACCUGUCAGAGAAGCUCGAACAGGCAGAAGCUCAGCUGGGAAGAGGCAGUUUCAUGCUGGGUUUAGACACACAUGAUAGGAAAUCUGAGGACAAACUAGCAAAGGCAACACGUGACAGCUGCAAAACAACCAUUGAAGCAAUUCAUGGUUUGAUGUCUCAGGUUAUCAAAGAUAAACUCUUCAAUCAAGUGAACACAUCUACCAGCUAAACUUGGAAUGAACUGAAGUGAUAUGACCUUACAUGCUGUGUAUGCUUGGUGAUGUGUUCACAUCGUUAUGACUGCACUUUGAAAGAUUCAAAGUAAUUGUUCUGUAGGAAUCUUGUCCAUGUUCGUUUCACUUGAAAUUUGUUCAAACAAAUAAAUAAAUGCUGUUCAGGUUCAAUAGUUGGCUGUCUUAGCAUCUGGGUUCUUUUAAGCUUGUUUUUGUUUUUAUA
Molecule: messenger RNA, 1421 nt
Organism: Xyrauchen texanus (razorback sucker)
Lineage: Eukaryota; Metazoa; Chordata; Actinopteri; Cypriniformes; Catostomidae
Product: COP9 signalosome complex subunit 5-like
Exons: 8
Coding region: 190-1194 (334 amino acids)
Biological process (GO): protein deneddylation
Cellular component (GO): cytoplasm; COP9 signalosome
Molecular function (GO): deNEDDylase activity; metallopeptidase activity; protein binding
Source: RefSeq, a predicted model, not a curated record